AUGUGUGUUGCCAACAAAGAACUACUGCAAAAGUCCAAGCAGGCUUCUGAUGCAUCGGAAGAGUUCUUUUCCGUGUCCACUAUCGCUGUAAAUCCGGACAGAAUUGAUGAGGCGUAUGCGUGUUUGACCGAAGUUGCCGAGGCCACUUUGAAGGAAGACGGCGCCAAGAUAUACAGGUUCUACAAAACUGAAGGCAAAGACGAGUUUGUCUGCAUGGAAAAGUAA
This is a messenger RNA of Fusarium pseudograminearum CS3096, 225 nucleotides long. RefSeq lists its product as uncharacterized. The record is from RefSeq and is a predicted model, not a curated record. Bases 1 to 225 code for a protein of 74 amino acids. NCBI's taxonomy places the organism in Eukaryota, Fungi, Ascomycota, Sordariomycetes, Hypocreales, Nectriaceae. The transcript has 2 exons.